AUGUUGGUCCACAUCUGGCUUCUCUGUGGUCUGAGUAUUGUUGUGACCCCACAGGAUGUCACACAAGAAGCCCAGAUGUUUCUGGAUGAGUUUAAUGUUAAAGCAGAAGACAUCAGCUAUGAAAGCUCCCUUGCUUCAUGGAACUACAACACCAACAUUACUGAAGAAACAUCCAUAAAAAUGAGUGAGGCGGAUGCCAAGUGGUCUGCAUUUUAUGAUGAAGCCUCGAGGAACGCCAGCAAAUUCCCAUUAACUGACAUUAAGGAUGAUCUCAUCAAACUCCAGAUUCAAUCUCUCCAGGACAGAGGAUCAUCUGUGCUAUCAGCAGAGAAAUAUUCCAGACUGAGCACUGUAUUAAAUACAAUGAGUACCAUCUACAGUACUGGAACAGUCUGUAAACCUAGUGAUCCAUCUAACUGUUUGGUGCUGGAACCAGGUCUGGAUGCUAUUAUGGCUGAAAGCACUGAUUAUCAUGAGAGACUGUGGGCUUGGGAAGGCUGGAGGGCUGGUGUUGGCAGGAUGAUGAGACCAUUAUAUGAAGAGUAUGCUGAUCUUAAAAAUGAGGCUGCAAAGCUUAAUGGUUAUUCUGACUAUGGAGAUUACUGGAGAGCAAAUUAUGAAGCAGACAAUCCAGCUGAGUAUGAAUACAGUCGUGACCAGCUGAUUGAAGAUGUGGAGAAGACAUUUGAUCAGAUAAAACCAUUAUAUGAGCAGCUGCAUGCCUAUGUGAGGCACAGGCUGGAGCAGGUCUACGGCCCAGAACUCAUCAGCUCAACAGGAUGCCUCCCCGCUCACCUGCUUGGUGACAUGUGGGGUAGAUUUUGGACAAAUCUGUACGCCUUGACCGUUCCUUAUCCGGACAAACCAAACAUUGAUGUAACUUCCGCAAUGGUUCAAAAUAACUGGGAUGCCAUCAAAAUAUUUGAAGCUGCUGAGGCCUUCUUCACCUCUGUUGGGCUCUACAAUAUGACCGAAGGCUUCUGGAAAAACUCCAUGCUCACAGAGCCGACUGAUAACAGGAAGGUUGUUUGCCAUCCUACAGCAUGGGAUAUGGGGAAAAAGGACUACAGGAUCAAGAUGUGCACCAAGGUGACCAUGGAUGACUUCCUGACGGCGCAUCACGAGAUGGGCCACAUCGAGUACGACAUGGCAUACGCGCAUCUGCCUUACCUGCUGAGGAGCGGGGCAAACGAGGGCUUCCACGAAGCGGUUGGAGAGAUCAUGUCACUCUCCGCAGCUACGCCUCAGCAUCUGAAGUCUCUUGGCCUCCUAGAGCCAACGUUCCAGGAGGAUACAGAAACUGAAAUCAACUUUCUGCUCAAGCAAGCACUAACGAUUGUUGGAACUAUGCCUUUUACCUACAUGCUGGAGAAGUGGAGGUGGAUGGUGUUUAACGGUGAUAUCACAAAGCACGAAUGGAAGCGGUGGUGGGAGAUGAAAAGAGAAAUAGUUGGUGUGGUCGAACCUGUACCUCAUGAUGAAACCUACUGUGACCCUGCAGCACUGUUUCAUGUGGCCAACGAUUACUCCUUCAUAAGAUAUUACACCCGGACCAUUUAUCAGUUCCAGUUUCAGGAAGCUCUUUGCAAGGCGGCUAACCACACUGGCCCUCUCCAUACAUGUGACAUUACAAAUUCUACAGCAGCUGGCGAGAAUUUGAGACAAAUGCUUGAAUUAGGCAGAUCCAAGCCCUGGACUGAAGCACUAGAAAGCAUAACAGGAGAGAAAUAUAUGAACGCGACACCCUUGCUCAACUACUUCGAGCCUUUAUUUAACUGGCUGCAAACAAACAAUUCCGGCAGAUCUGUUGGUUGGAAUACAGACUGGACUCCAUACUCUGACAACGCCAUCAAAGUGCGCAUCAGCCUGAAAGCAGCACUGGGGAGCCAGGCGUAUGAAUGGAAUACAAGUGAACUCUUCUUGUUCAAGUCAACCAUUGCCUACGCUAUGAGAAUAUAUUUCUCAAACGUGAAGCAUCAAGAAGUUGACUUCCAGGUUGAAGACAUCCAUGUAGGGCAGGAGACACCAAGGAUCUCGUUCUACUUUACGGUCAGCAUGCCUAGUGAUGUCAGUGACGUCGUUCCCAGAGCGGAUGUGGAGAGUGCCAUCAGGAUGUCUCGGGAACGGAUCAAUGAGGCUUUCAAACUGGAUGAUAACACACUGGAGUUUGAGGGCAUACUUCCAACCCUGGCCACACCUUAUGAACCACCAGUCACUAUCUGGUUAAUUAUAUUUGGGGUGGUCAUGGGCCUGAUUGUCAUUGGUGUUGUUGUCUUGAUCAUCACUGGACAGCGAGAUCGAAGAAAGAGGAAGAGAGAAAAAGCAAAUGAAACAGGAUCAAAAGCAGUGAACCCCUACCGUGAAGAGGGAGAAAGCAACUUGGGUUUUGAACUAUCGGAACAGACAACAUUAUAG
This is a messenger RNA of Tinamus guttatus (white-throated tinamou), 2415 nucleotides long. It is a transcript of the gene ACE2, whose product is annotated as angiotensin converting enzyme 2. The record is from RefSeq and is a predicted model, not a curated record. Gene Ontology annotation, cellular component: plasma membrane. Gene Ontology annotation, biological process: proteolysis. NCBI's taxonomy places the organism in Eukaryota, Metazoa, Chordata, Aves, Tinamiformes, Tinamidae. Gene Ontology annotation, molecular function: peptidyl-dipeptidase activity; metallopeptidase activity.